CAAUACCCACCCGCGAAGCCCUUACUGAAGCACGCAAAAGAAGCAACCCAUCCAGCAUUGCGCUUGGGCGCACCCAUACUUGUCAUCAUGCAGGCCAUGACCCCCAUUACCCCGUUGGAGCCCGGCGUGGAAAUGUUCGAGAGAGGCAAGACUCAGUCACUCUUCAUGGGGGCCAUCUCCGCGCGAACAUCGCUGGAGCGACCUCUGUCCGUAGUCAGCGACACCUUUACCGAUAUCGAGGACGAUUCGAGCGAAUUCGAAGAAUUCAGUUUGGGGUCUUCUAGCGACAAUCGCCGAAGCCAGACUACCAUCUCGACUUUCGAAGAAGUUCAGACCCCCAGGGACGAAGUGAGACCUCAAUUCGCCGAAUGGUACUUGCCAAAGCCUGUGCAAGGGCCCAGGGGGCCCCAUCUGUUUCGUUUUUCCCAGUCCUCAAACGACUUCCAGUUCGAUACUGCCCUGCAGAUGUCCCCGCUGUUCCCCAAGGAGCCUCCAUUCCGCCUCCAGACUUCUUUCCGGGAAGACACUCCAGAGACCAUUGUUCCCCGCCACGAAUACAACAAUAUCGCUUCUGCUGUCGCCCACCUCGAUAAUGCAGAAGUUCGUGCUUGGACAUCGUCUCAGGUCGCCAUCUGGAUGCGUCAGAACGGCUUCGAGAGCGAUGUCAUUGAGCGCUUUCAAGCUCACGACAUCACCGGUGCCGUAUUGUUGGACCUGCAAUUCGACGACCUGAAGGAACUGGAAAUCGUAUCGUUUGGGAAGCGACAUCAGCUGUGGAACCAAAUCGAUUCUCUUCGCACUGCAGAUGGUCUCAUCUCCCCAGUUGCACCAGCCCCAACUCCAUUCGCGGAUAUCGACCGGCCCUGCACCGAGGCAAGACAGCGAUCCAAGAGCAAAAACAGGGAACGCCGUCACCGUGACAAAUCGAGGGGUGCUGACUGUGAAGUCGAUGAUGCAAAGACACCCAUCACGCCAGGAGGCGGCCGAAAACGAAGGGGCCGCCGUAACCGGAACCCAGCAGACGACAUCAUUACCCCUGCCGAGUCUAUAUCUAUUGUAGCCAUUGAGCAACUUCUUCCAAAGCCACAUAAGUGUGCAAAGGGAGAACGAUGCGCGAAAUGGCGAAAGCAGCAACGACAGCUCACACGACUCCAAGAGGAGCAUGGUCUCCAGCUUGGCUUCCCUAUAUCGCCUGAGAAGGGAGGUCAGAUAUUCAUCGCCGGAGAUCCAGGAAAUGCACAAGUAGCCAACCGAGCCGUAGAGAACGUUCAUCGCCCUACGUCAGAUGCCAUCCCAUCGGUAGUGGCAUCGUCCGAUUUGCUAGGUCCAGGACAACUCCCAGACUUCACUCUCCAAGAGGAUGCACUGCAAAAGCUGGACUUGCGCGAUCCCCAAGAUAAUGUGCGUCAAUUCCUUAGUCUUCAGGGCGUCGAGCAGCCUUACUCGACAGCUACCCCGAUCGAAGCUCCUCCGACCCCUCCAGUGGAGAUGUUUCCCUCUCGGCCAUCUGUCAUGCAACCGUAUGAGCCAUACUAUCAGCACCCAUCGGCCUUCUCCGCAUCUACAUCAUCUGCCCACACUUCGACAACAUUCGAGUCGGCCAACUUCUCGCGACCCAUGCUUCACCCCGCAGAGUUCACACCAGCUCCUCUGCCCAACCUCAAGUCUCUACCAAAACUGAGCAUCCCCCCACCACGCUCCAUGUCGGCUGCCCCUCUCCACACCAACCCACGCAGUGCGACCGCCAGCCCUCAGGUAGCCCCAGACACCGCUUUUUCGCCCUGUCGCACAGCAAGCCCUGGCGGCGUCUACCGAUUCGGUACACCGUUCUCGGAAAUGGACGCUCCAGUUACAGCAGUCCCAUCCGGGCCUGUCUCACGCGACACAAGCCAAUCGGUUCCACCAAACAUGCAAUACCGCGACCCGGUACAGCGAUCUGGAUCGCGCGUGGAUUGGCGCCGCCCAUCGCUACCUCUCCCCGUGCUCAACGAAGACCAGGUCUUCAGCCCAACCGGCCCGUCGGAUGGUGACGACGACACUCUACACGAGACGCAAUUCUCUGGAGACGACAGCCCUCUCUCGGACGACCCCAUCCGGUCUACCACUAUCACGCAGCACAAGGUAGCACCCAAGGGAGGAUUCGUGUACAACAGUGUCAACCACCACGGAUGGAUGAAGAAGCGCCGCACAAAGCUUCUACGUCACGAAUGGCAGGACCAGCAUUUCCGUCUCCAAGGCACAACGCUAGCCAUGCACCCGAACGAACUUCCAUCCUCUUCGGCGCUAUCCACCAUCGACGUCGACGACUAUGCCGUCGCAUGCUCCUCCCUAGCAUCCAACAAGCUCUCCGCCAAGCUUCGUGCUCUCAAGCUGUCCUCGGGUCAGAAGGAGAAGAACGGUGUGCCCAUGGCCUUUGAGUUCCAGCUCGUGCCCACAGCCCCUGGUAAGGGUGACAUCAAGAAGGUUCUUCCCAGCGGCAAAGUGCACCACUUUGCGGUUAAAUCGCGCGACGAGCGCAUUGACUGGAUGCGCGAGCUCAUGCUUGCCAAAGCGUUGCGGGCCAAGAACGAUGGGUACGAGGUUAAUAUCAACGGAACCAAACAGUAAGGACUGUUGAGCGAUCCAGAAUGCUUCUACGAGAUUUCCAAAUUCCUUCCUACAUGGUUUUGUCCAUCUUUGUUGCUCUUUCAUCUCGUUGUCCGCCGUUCCGCAUUCUUGUUACUUGGUUUUUCCUACGAGCGAGCGAGCGAGCGUCUUGCACAUCAUGUUUUUCUUCUUCGUCUCCUCGCUGUCCAAUCUCGUCUAAUUCCCAUCGUUUAUGUUUUUUUCCAUCAAUACCCGGCCCGAGUUCGCUUAUUUACGACAUCAACAUCCCUCGGGAUACCCUGUUAUGACCUUUUUUUUCUUGUUUCCUUUAUACCCUCUAGCGAUUUUCCCACUCUCGUAUUGCUUUUCCGUUCGUCCGUGUUCCUGUUGUUCGAUUCUCUCUCCUCUCACUCUACUACCGUUACAUCACGAGCAUAUAUACGUUUUAUUAUCAAUACCAUCAAAGACUUGGAUUCGAGCGACCGCAAGGUCGUCAAUGGGAAGAGAUAUACACCACUGGGUAAAGGCAGUAUAGGGUUGGAUACGGGUAACGACUAUUUUCUUGUCUUGAUCAUUUUUCCAGUUUCUUUUCUUCUCCUUUCCUUUCCUUGCUUGGAGAGGUGUGCUGCGACGUCGUUGGAGGACGAAAAGGGUAAAGAAGCUGUUGGGAGGAAAUGGGAAAAUUGAAUUUUAUUGAACAGGUACUCCAAAAUAUGAGAACACAGUACGAAGAACAACUCUAGCUAGCUAGAUGAGAAUGAUUGCAAAAAAAUAAACAAAGUACACGCGUAUACUCGUAUCCCAUAAACACGGUGUGGAUUGUCCUCUUAACUUUGCGUUCGAGACUUGAUUCCUACCUCUUCUUCCUUCAAACAAACAAACACACUUACCUCUCUUCAUAACCAGCCUUCCUUCUCUCAUCUAUAUCAGUCACCAACUCAGCGCAAGCCAAAACAAAACAAACCCCUCCCCCCCGUCCGCUCAAACACAAAACGAAUAAACCAACAUCGAGCCCCCAAACCAAUCACCUCACUCAACCCAAACAAACAAACCAAAAAAAAAAAAAUUCGCCGCAAAUUUACCUCCUUUUCUUUUCUUGCUUCUUCCUCUUCUGCACUAAAACAUGAC
This is a messenger RNA of Periconia digitata, 3714 nucleotides long. Lineage: Eukaryota; Fungi; Ascomycota; Dothideomycetes; Pleosporales; Periconiaceae. The record is from the annotation of a GenBank genome assembly.